Molecule: messenger RNA, 1735 nt
Organism: Chilo suppressalis (striped riceborer)
Lineage: Eukaryota; Metazoa; Arthropoda; Insecta; Lepidoptera; Crambidae
Source: the annotation of a GenBank genome assembly
CGAAAUGUGAUAUAUUGAGAUUUAUUUAAAUUAUGACUAUUAAUAGACUUUUAUUCGUAACCAAAACGAGUCUUUAGAAAUUACCGUUUGCUUGAGUUUUUUUAUUUGAAAAAUACUAUGAGGGUAACAUGUGCAAUUUGCAAAAAGCAGCCUGUUCCAUUUGACAGAACUAGGAGUUUCCAUCGAUUUCCUGGUAAAGCUGACCUGAGGCAGAAAUGGAUGGAUACUAUCGGAGUGUCAUCAGUGAAAAAAACUUGGGCUGUAUGCAGUGAUCAUUUUGCAACAACAUCAUUCCAUGAACAAACUGUGUACAACAAUAGCAAAAGAAGACUGUUACCAAAUGCAGUGCCAAACUAUAUUUCCAUGUUAUUAUCAGACAUCACAAAUGUUAAUGUUAGAGAUGGAAAGAAAGAAUGUGAAGAACCUGAAACUCUCUACAUACAAUGCAAAAGUACUUGCCCAGAUGAAGUGAAUAGUAUGAAAAGGAAAUGCAACAUGUUUGACUUUGAUAGUACCAUAGCAAGUACAGUCGAAGUACCUGAGGAAGGAAGUGUUACUUUUAUUGGUUCUGUUGAUGAUGCCUCUUGGUCAUCGCUUGAAAGAUUGGAGGGAGAAAGUGUUUUAUCUAGUGGUUCUGCUAAUGGAGAAAGUGUAAACAAGUCUUCUGCUAUUGGAGAAAUACAGCUUACUAGCAUUGAGAAACCUGAUUUCUCGAAAACACAUUGUAGUACAAUAAUUGAACAAGCUAUUGCUGUAUCUGACAUAUCUCAGACAGCAGAAAGAAGUGCUAUUUCAAACGUGAAAAGAAAAUGUUUGGAUAGUGAUGAAAGGAUAACUCGAAUGAGAAAAAUUCGUUUUAAAGAUGGGCAGGCAAUACGCUGUAUCUCAAGGGCAGACUUUGUUAGCAAUGAGUCAUGGAUUAAAUUUUUGAAGUAUAUAACUUCAAAUGAAAAUAAAAUCAGAGCAAAUCGCAAAAAGCUCCUAAGAAGAGAAAGGAAGAUAGCAAGUUUCAAGGAACUUGUUAAUAAAUUAAAAGAUGGAGAACACUUAUCUGUAGCUCAAUAUUUACAGUUGAACGCCCACACCAAGAAAUCGAUAGACAGGACAUACCACAAACUAAACUUGGCGAUAUACAAACCUACGUAUAUCGGAACUGAUACCAUAUUGGUAGAUUAUGAAGAUAUGACAUCUAGAAAGAGAAAACAUAUGGAAUUUGAAGAGGAGGAAGAAAUAAAAGUGAAAGAGAAUAAACAAAACUUGUAUGAAAAAGAACAUGUAAAAUUGCAAAAGGGUGAACAUGUACCAUCCAUACCAAUGGGAGAGGAAAGACAUAUAAACUUGAAAGAGGGAGAAGAUACAAUAAUUAAAGAGGAAGUGUAUGUAAAAUUAGAACAGGGAGAUCAUAUGCAAUUGGAUGAGGAAGGACAGAUACGAUUGGAAGAGGGAGGACAUAUACAAUUGGAAGAGCAAGGACAUAUACAAUGUAAGUAUAGAAAACGUUUAAACGUGGAAGAGGAAGAACGAAUAAUCAUUGAAGUGGAUAGACCUAUAAAGUUGGAAGAGGAACAACAAAUACAAUUCGAAGAGGAAGAACACGUACACUCUGAAGAGGAAGGAGAUACAAUAAUUAAAGAGGAAGACUAUAUAACAAUUGACGAGGAAGUACCUGUAAAUUUUUGACGUGGAAGAAGGAGCAUAGCAAAAAUAAUAAUACCUAGUCAGGUCAUAAAUUCUG